This is a messenger RNA of Cantharellus anzutake, 1954 nucleotides long. RefSeq lists its product as uncharacterized. The transcript is spliced from 4 exons. The coding region runs from base 137 to 1954 and encodes 605 amino acids. Lineage: Eukaryota; Fungi; Basidiomycota; Agaricomycetes; Cantharellales; Hydnaceae. The record is from RefSeq and is a predicted model, not a curated record.
CUUGAUCUAGCAAAUGCUACAGCCUGAACUAGUGAGAAGUGAGAGGAGCUUUUUUGUUUUGUGCCCGGAAGUGGUUCUUCUUUCAAUGCUUGUCACUUGGGAACUGCAACUGAAAAUUUGGUAGUAAAAUUUUGGCAUGCAUGGAAUGGCGAAAUCAAUUCAUUCGGAAUUUGCCGAGGCCAAAGUGGGAAAGCACGUAAGCGCCCACACCCUUUCCCCUCCAACAUUGCACAUUAUGCCUCUAGGGGAAAAGCGUAAGCGAGCAAAUAACCUUGGAAAGUACUCUCAGAAGAAAUUACAUGUAGACCCAUCUCCGACUACAGAGUCAAUCCACACAAUCCCCCUAGAGCACACACAGACUGUUGGGGAUGAUGUACUUCCGGAUUGGCCUGAUGCUAAUGUCAAUUCCAACUCAUAUGAUGGUGCAAACAGUGAUGCAGACAGCGACACAGACCUUGAUGAAACAAUCAACCCAGCAAUAUCCUCAAAGAAUGCAUUUUCCCAGUGCCUACACGAUACUGAGGAACAGCUUGCUCAGUUAGCCAAUAUCCGGGGAAAAAUCCCGGGCAACAAAGUCACAUAUGCUGGGACCACCAUAAACGGUGUACGCUCAGAGCGCAGCCGGACAAGGAUUGACAGGAAGAAACGCACAAUCCUUGAUUUUUUCAACCCUCCUCCAACUUCUGGCAAGGAAUCUGGGCAGGCCGUUCUCUCAGCCCUCCUGAACAACUUGAGCACAAACUCUAGUGGGAGGAACAGUGCUAUAACACAGAUAGAUCUCACCCAAGGAGAGGAGGAAAAAGAGACCUGCAGCUCUGAGGCUGCUGAGAGCAAUGUGUUUGUUGCUGAGAUGGAGAUGCGCGAUAUCUCCCCUGAUGACCAACAGUCAGAGUCCACCUGGAGCCCCACCCACAGCCCAGCAGCCACUCCCUUGAGUGUCCUAAACCAGUUUUCAGUGACCCACAACAAUACCCCGGAAAAAAUUGAUGACGCACUGCCGGAGCCACAUAUUCCACCAGUAUCUCCAGUCAUAGCCCAGGGAAGGCCUCUUGGAACAGAGGAAGAACCCUCAAAGGCUCAUUUUCAUUCACGGCCCUAUGUUCCCCCACCCAAGAAGAAAGAUGCUGCUGAGGCCGUGCACGUGCUUGAUGAAAUCCUGAAGCCGCCCCGGAAAACAGGAAGGGGUUACAAGAGUGUUGAUAUCAACCUCAUGGUGCAAGUGCGAGUCCAGCAGAUGGCUCAGCUCCUUCAUCUGUAUGGUUCUUCAGUCAAUAAUGGAGAUGCUGGCUGGAUUGGGGCAUCACUGACGGUUGCGAAGGUGUGGAAUCGUGGGAAUUCUUAUGCUGCGUGUCUACGGAGCUGGUGCCGGACUUUUCUCCUUGAUAAAUCAUUACCAGAGAACCCAUAUGGCCACUGGGGAUCAUCAGUUCUGGUGACAGAUGAAGAUUUGAAAGCAGAACUGGAAACUCACCUUCAUGGGCUUGGCCCAUAUAUCUCUGCAUCAGACAUUGUGGAGUUCCUCAACACUCCGGAGAUGAAAGAACGCAUGGAAUGUGAAAAACCUAUCUCUCUACGCACUGCACAGAGGUGGCUACACAUAAUGGGAUACCAGUGGCGCAAGGAGAAGAAGGGCCAGUAUUCUGAUGGCCACGAGUGUGAAGAUGUUGUCAACUAUUGGCAGACAGUGUUUCUGCCUGCAAUGGCUGAAUAUGCGAAGUCAACAAGGAAGUGGGACAUGAAUGGGGAAGAGGAACUACCUGAAUCACCACCAGAACAACACACUGUUCUUUGGUUUCAUGAGGAAUCAAUCUUUUAUGCACAUGAUCGCCGCAGGGUUCGCUGGGUACACAACUCGGAGACCCCUAAACCUUAUCCAAAGGGUGAAGGGGCUUCUCUGAUGGUUUCCGAUUUUGUUUCAGCUGACUAUGGGGGGAUGGCUGUGAUGCGUGUGUGA